This is a messenger RNA of Candidula unifasciata, 919 nucleotides long. The record is from the annotation of a GenBank genome assembly. NCBI's taxonomy places the organism in Eukaryota, Metazoa, Mollusca, Gastropoda, Stylommatophora, Geomitridae.
CUCGCCAAUCACGGAUGAGUCGAAAAUCUGCCUUAAACGAGAUGUGCCCAAUUAUCCGAAGUACACCCUAUCCCAGGAGACAGUGGACUACCUCAAACAACCGACAUUUGACAUUUGGCACUGGGAGCCCAAUGAGAUGUUGAGCCUGCUAGAACAUAUGUACCAGGAAUUAGGCCUUGUCGAAGAGUUCAACAUUAAUCCUACUACACUCAAGCGCUGGCUGCUGUGUGUCCAAGAAAACUACCGCAACAACCCAUUCCACAACUUCCGACACUGUUUCUGCGUGACACAAAUGAUGUAUGGGAUGAUGCACUUGUGCAAGCUCUGGGAGAGAAUGGGAACUGAGGAUCUGGGCAUCUUACUGACAGCAGCUGUCUGUCACGAUCUGGAUCAUCCUGGGUACAAUAACACAUAUCAGAUCAAUGCAAGAACAGAGUUAGCCAUCAGAUAUAACGACAUCUCUCCUCUGGAGAACCAUCACUGUGCGGUGGCCUUUCAGAUCCUCUCCAACCCAGACACAAAUAUUUUUGCAAAUGUUGACAAAGACACAUUUAAAAGAAUCAGAGCGGGUAUGACCAUGCUGAUACUGGCCACCGACAUGGCCAGGCAUGGGGAAAUCAUGGAAAGUUUCAAAGAAAAGAUCGCUGCCGGCUUCGACGACAAAAACAAAGAUCACCUGGACACGCUGAAGAUGGUCCUUAUCAAAUGUUGUGAUAUCUCCAAUGAAGUCCGCCCUACAGAAGUUUCCGAGCCCUGGGUCGACUGUCUUUUAGAGGAGUACUUUAAUCAGAGUGACAGAGAGAAGGUAGAAGGUCUGCCGGUGGCUCCGUUCAUGGACCGGGACAAGGUGACCAAGCCCACAGCUCAGAUUGGGUUCAUCAAGUUUGUGCUCAUCCCCAUGUUUGAAACUGUUGCUAGG